AUGACUGAUGAACGGGAUUUUUCCUCUGAGGAUGUCGCGCCUAGAGCCGACACUCUUUCUCCCAGAGACCCCACGACCCCUGCGUUCCCCCGGCAGACCUCGAGCCCCGUUGUCCUCCCCUCCCGCGAAUCUUUCGGAGCUGGCCUAACUUCCUCAUCCACACACCUGGGGCAGGUCAAUGCUGCGCGACGGGGUGUUGGGACACAACCUAAAUCGUCGAUGAGUUCACAAGGAACCGGUGGAUUAAAUCAAGAUAUUAUGGCAAAAAUGAAGGCAUUUUCGUUAUCCCGUCAAGGUGCUCCACAGCCACAGACUGCUGCCUCAACGGGGCAGAUCCCCAUGGCUCAAGGAGGCGGUGCAGGCGGCGCAUUUUCUGGAGGCAUGUCCCCGAUCGCUACUCGUCCAAAUCCUCAAAAUUGGUCCUCUUCCUCUGCCGUCUCCGCUCCUGGCUCUAUGUCGCCUCGGCCCGGAGGGCUUGCGGCGAAGCGCAUGAAGCCGGGUCUCAAGCUAUCGGAUGUCACCGGUCCAUCUAAUACUCCAGGUACAGAUCAAAAGCAGGGGGAACAAAAUGCCGAGUCUGCCUUUAGCAAAUACUCCGAGUUCAUCGAUACGAAGGAGGGCACUCUCAACUUCAAAAACAAAGCUAUUCUACACGGAGGUGGUGUCGAAUUUUCGUCAGGCCACAGCUUCAAGAUUUCAUUGGAUGAAGUAGAUCGCUUGGAAGAGCUGGGCAAGGGUAAUUACGGAACGGUCUACAAGGUUCGACACUCUCGCCCGCAUCUACGAAAGCCAGGCCAGGGGUUGGGUGGCAUUGUUAGCCGUCCUCCAGGCCUCGCCGAACCGACUCCAGAAUCUGGGUCAACUCAACUCUCCGGAGUGGUCAUGGCCAUGAAGGAGAUUCGCUUGGAAUUGGACGAAGCCAAGUUUGCACAAAUCAUUAUGGAGUUGGACAUUCUACACCGCUGUGUAUCUCCAUUCAUCAUCGAUUUCUACGGAGCCUUUUUCCAGGAAGGUGCUGUCUAUAUGUGUGUUGAGUACAUGGACGGCGGCUCGAUCGACAAGCUUUACGAGGGCGGUGUUCCCGAGAACAUUCUGCGGAAGAUGGCUCUGUCGACCAUCAUGGGGUUGAAAUCACUGAAAGAGGACCAUAAUAUCAUUCACCGCGAUGUGAAGCCAACCAAUGUCCUUGUCAACAGCAAGGGCCAAAUCAAGAUCUGCGAUUUUGGUGUCAGCGGAAAUCUAGUCUCUAGUAUUGCGAAGACCAAUAUCGGCUGUCAGAGUUAUAUGGCACCUGAACGAAUCUCGGGAGGCGGAAUGCAACAAUCGGGAGCGCCGAGCGCCGGUACAUACAGCGUGCAAAGCGAUGUCUGGAGUUUAGGCUUGUCCGUCAUCGAAUGCGCUAUGGGCCGAUACCCAUAUCCACCGGAAACAUUCAACAACAUCUUCAGCCAGUUACACGCUAUCGUCCACGGAGAUCCCCCAACACUACCCGAGGGCUUCUCUGAACAAGCACACGCAUUCGUCAAGGCCUGUCUCGACAAGAACCCCAAAAACCGACCAACUUACAACAUGUUACUCCGACACCCUUGGCUGGCCUCUCUCAUGGAGCCACCAACCGAUGCCCCACCACCUGAGUCCGGCUCUGGUGAUGUCUCUUCAUCGGCCAUGACAGAGGACGAAGAAGUGGCUGAGUGGGUGAAGAAGCAAAUGAAACUCAAGGAAGAUGGCCUGCUAAAGAUUUCCGAGAAACCAGCACUUCAUGCUGUCGCGCUGGAUCAGGUCGGCACGGGCCCUUCCGAGGGUGUUCCACUCGCUCCGUCGCAAGAUGACUGA
Messenger RNA from Penicillium roqueforti, 1833 nucleotides. It is a transcript of the gene pbs2, whose product is annotated as mitogen-activated protein kinase kinase PBS2. The record is from RefSeq and is a predicted model, not a curated record. Gene Ontology annotation, molecular function: MAP kinase kinase activity; ATP binding. The transcript is spliced from 2 exons. Lineage: Eukaryota; Fungi; Ascomycota; Eurotiomycetes; Eurotiales; Aspergillaceae. Gene Ontology annotation, biological process: MAPK cascade; cellular hyperosmotic response; protein phosphorylation. Bases 1 to 1833 code for a protein of 610 amino acids.